AUGGGCGCCGGCACGACCCAACAAACACGAGGCCACGCCGGCCACAGCCACGGCCACGGUCAUGGCCACCACCACCACCACCACCACGACAACGUCUACCUCACCUCGACCAACAAAAACGACGCCGGCGUGCGCAUCACGCGCAUCGGCCUGUACUCGAACCUGGGGAUGGCCAUCGCCAAGGGCGCAGGCGGGUACGCCUUCAAUUCGCAGUCCAUGAUCGCCGACGCGUGGCACUCGCUGACCGACCUGGCCUCGGACGUGCUCACCCUGGCCACCGUGUCGUGGAGCUUGCGUCCGCCCACCGAGGCCUUCCCGCAGGGGUUUGGGAAGGUUGAGAGUCUCGGGUCGCUGGGCGUGUCGAGCAUGUUGCUGUUUGGCGGGCUGUUUAUGUGUAUGGGCAGUUGCGAGACGCUAUAUGCGCAUUUCUUUUUGGAUGCCGAGGCCGCGCGCGCGAUGCUGGAGCAUGGCCAUGGCCAUGGUCACUCGCAUGGGCAUCAUCAUGGGCAUGGACAUGGGCAUGGUGGUGCGCCGAGUCUGCAUGCGGCGUGGCUGGCUGCCGGGACGGUUGCUAUCAAGGAGUGGUUGUAUCAUGCUACCAUGAAAGUCGCACGCGACCGCAAAUCCUCCGUCCUCGCCUCCAACGCCGUCCACCACCGCGUCGACUCCCUCACCGGCAUCGUCGCUUUAUGCGCCAUCCUCGGCGCCAACCUCCUCAAAGACGCCACCUGGCUCGACCCCGUCGGCGGGCUGCUCAUCUCGCUUCUCGUCAUCCGCGCCGGGCUGGGGAACACGCUCUCGGCGCUCUACGAGCUCGCCGACCGCUCCAUCGACGCCGACGUGCGCGAGGCGGUCUCCAAGCACGCCGGCCGGGCCCUCGCCGAGGACGUCGCCGACGACCGGGGCGCGCAGGUCGACCUGCGCGACGUCACCGGCGUCAAGUCCGGCCAGAACUACCUCGUCGAUCUUGAGCUGGCCGUGCCCGCCGAGUGGACCGUCGAGCAGGUGCGCGUCGUCGAGGAGGUGGUGCGCGCCCGCGUGGGCGCCAAGGUCCGUGGCGUGCGCCGCGUGCGCGUGCGCUUUGUGCCCCGCUCCGUGCCCGUGCCCGUGGAUAGGUUUGAUGAGUUUAUUCCGGGGGAUGUCAGUCCCAGGAGUAGCCCCGAGCCGGAGGAGGAGGAUGAGAAUGGGGGUGGGAAGGAGGCGCGCAAGUCGCAGUGA
Chaetomium globosum CBS 148.51 is the source of this 1218-nucleotide messenger RNA. RefSeq lists its product as uncharacterized. The coding region runs from base 1 to 1218 and encodes 405 amino acids. Gene Ontology annotation, biological process: monoatomic cation transport; transmembrane transport. NCBI's taxonomy places the organism in Eukaryota, Fungi, Ascomycota, Sordariomycetes, Sordariales, Chaetomiaceae. Gene Ontology annotation, molecular function: monoatomic cation transmembrane transporter activity. The record is from RefSeq and is a predicted model, not a curated record. Gene Ontology annotation, cellular component: membrane. The transcript is spliced from 2 exons.